UGGUGAUUUGAAACAAUAAAAUUGCAUUGCAGGUUGGACAAUUGAGAGAGGUUUCCAAUAAAGCAAAUAAUGCCGAGCUAAAGCUGUUUCUGGAAGUUGAACUUGGACACGAUUUGAGGCCUAUCCCUCCACCUGAGAAGACUAAAGAGGAUAUUCUUCUUUUCUUUAAACUUUAUGACCCUUUGAAAGAGGAGCUCCGUUAUGUUGGGAGGCUGUUUGUGAAGGGAAGUGGCAAGCCAUUGGAGAUUUUGACAAAGCUAAAUGAAAUGGCUGGCUUUACCUCUGAUCAAGAGAUUGAACUUUAUGAGGAAAUAAAAUUUGAACCUAAUGUUAUGUGUGAGCACAUUGACAAGAAGCUCACAUUUCGUGCUAGUCAGCUUGAAGAUGGAGAUAUUGUUUGCUUUCAGAAAUCCGCUCAAUUUAGAAGUGGUGAACAGUGCCGAUACCCUGACGUACCUUCCUUUCUUGAAUAUGUGCAUAAUCGUCAGGUGGUUCGCUUUCGAUCUUUGGAGAAACCAAAGGAGGAUGAAUUUUGCCUUGAGCUGUCAAAGCUUCAUAAUUAUGACGAUGUUGUGGAAAGAGUAGCAUGCCAUCUUGGCUUGGAUGACCCAUCCAAAAUUAGGCUUACAUCUCAUAACUGUUAUUCUCAGCAACCUAAACCCCAACCUAUAAAGUACCGAGGAGUGGAGCAUUUGUCUGACAUGCUGGUUCACUACAACCAGACAUCUGAUAUUCUAUAUUAUGAAGUACUGGAUAUUCCUCUGCCAGAAUUGCAAGGCUUGAAAACAUUGAAAGUUGCUUUUCAUCAUGCGACCAAGGAUGAGGUGAUGAUUCACACCAUUAGAUUGCCAAAACAGAGUACUGUGGGGGAUGUUAUCAAUGACCUUAAAACAAAGGUUGAGUUAUCUCAUCCCAGUGCAGAACUUAGAUUGCUUGAGGUUUUCUAUCACAAGAUUUACAAGAUCUUUCCGCACAGUGAAAAAAUUGAGAAUAUUAAUGAUCAGUACUGGACAUUACGCGCAGAGGAGAUUCCAGAGGAGGAGAAAAACCUUGGCCCUAAUGAUCGUUUGAUUCAUGUUUAUCAUUUCAUGAAAGAUCCUGCUCAGAACCAGGUGCAGCAGGUACAGAACUUUGGGGAACCUUUUUUCUUAGUCAUUCAUGAGGGGGAGACUCUUGCUGAAGUUAAAUUGCGGAUUCAGAGAAAAUUGCAGGUUCCUGAUGAGGAGUUCACUAAGUGGAAAUUUGCAUUUUUGUCACUGGGUCGUCCGGAGUACCUCCAAGACUCUGAUAUUGUAUCCAGUCGAUUUCAGAGAAGGGAUGUCUAUGGUGCUUGGGAGCAGUAUCUUGGACUGGAGCACUCUGACAAUGCUCCUAAAAGGUCAUAUGCAGCUAACCAGAACCGGCACUCAUUUGAGAAGCCAGUGAAAAUCUACAAUUAGGAAAGAAAGAUGAGCCGAAACGAGUCUCUUUGGAUGGAAAUGAGAGAAGCAUGUAAUCAGAGCGAAUUGUUAGUUGUGUUAGAUGUGUAAUUCUUUGGUUUAGUGCAGGGAGGACUUUGGGAAAAGACCUCUAUAGUUUUGACUUCUCUCUCGCGCCUGUUUCAGGUGAAAUAGAUAGUGUUUAAUCCUUAAAAUUCGAUUGUAUUCUAGUACAUAAGAUUUUGUUGUGGGGGAUGUAUAGCGGGUAUAGGUGUGUGUACUCUUUAUUUUAAUCAUUUUUAAUUGAUUUGUCUUUUUUCCAAUCGACAAUGUGGAUUUUCAUUAGCUGGUGUUAGAGAAAGGUGAAAAGUUGCUGUAUAAUAUUAAAUGAUUUCUAGGAGGCUAUGAAAUGCAUAACCAAUUCAAUAU
Jatropha curcas is the source of this 1847-nucleotide messenger RNA. The record is from RefSeq and is a predicted model, not a curated record. Lineage: Eukaryota; Viridiplantae; Streptophyta; Magnoliopsida; Malpighiales; Euphorbiaceae.